This is a messenger RNA of Trametes versicolor FP-101664 SS1, 1166 nucleotides long. Its product is annotated as P-loop containing nucleoside triphosphate hydrolase protein. The record is from RefSeq and is a predicted model, not a curated record. Bases 103 to 975 code for a protein of 290 amino acids. NCBI's taxonomy places the organism in Eukaryota, Fungi, Basidiomycota, Agaricomycetes, Polyporales, Polyporaceae. Gene Ontology annotation, molecular function: ATP binding; ATP hydrolysis activity. The transcript has 7 exons.
CGGACGACUCUUGCUGAGGACUAUUCUGGGGCUUGUGCACGUCGAGUAUAAAGCUGCCGCUCAUCUACUGGACUGGAUCCAGUCUUCUUGUUCUGAGCAGCCAUGGCGACCCCGGCAUAUGAAAUAUCCAUCGACCACUUGACAUACGCGCACGUCCGCGACGCCUCACCGUCGCUGUCCGACGUCAACGUCCACUUGCCGAAGGGAUCGCGGACGAUAUUGGUGGGAGCAAAUGGAGCGGGGAAGUCGACAUUGCUGCAGAUCCUCGCGGGCAAGCGACUCAUAUCCGCGCCCGGUACCGACGUGCGUAUCAAGGACAAGGAUGUGUUUCGCGCCACGCCCCAGGGCAUCACAUUUCUGGGCACAGAGUGGGCGAUGAACCCGGUCGUGCGCGGCGAUAUCGUGGUGUCAGAUUUCCUCAACUCCGUAGGCGGUUACCGGCACAAGGAGCGACGGGAUGUCCUGCUGGACAUCUUGGAUGUCGACCUGGACUGGCACAUGCACCAAAUAUCUGACGGCGAGCGGCGCCGAGUACAGCUCGUCAUGGGCCUGAUGGCAGAUUGGGACGUGCUUUUGUUGGAUGAGGUGACUGUAGACUUGGACGUCCUCGUCCGGGAUGAUCUGUUGAAGUUCCUUAAGAAGGACUCGGAGACGCGCGGGGCGACCAUUCUGUAUGCGACCCAUAUCUUCGAUGGGCUGAAUGAUUUCCCCACGCAUGUUGCGCAUAUGCAUCUGGGGACGUUCUUGAUGGAGCCUACGUCGUGGCCAUUCACUGGGCCGUCGACGGCAGGAAUCACGUCUGUCGACCUAGGCCAGAACCCAACCUUGUACGCGCUCGCACUGCAGUGGCUGAAGGAGGACCGUGACCGGCGUCGCGCGCUGGAGGGGCAGGGCCGGAGACAGAGAGGCGCGCGCAAAGACGAUGUGCCCAAUGAUUCGGAGACGUUUUACAGAAAAUACGACUACAGUCACUGAUGGAUAGAUUCGUCCGACUGGCCUCCGUGUUCAACCUAGAGGCCGGACGUGGGUGCAAUUGGCGUCUCGUGUUCAACCUGCGGACUUGGGGUUCUAUCUGCGGUCUUCGUGUUCAACCUGAUGACCUCUGGGAGAGGAAGAUGUAUCGAUAGCAGCUGUACUGUAUUGCUCAACCAAUGGACUGAUGUGCG